AUGACCCCACCUUCUUCAAACUUCCAUGGCUUCCAACACCAACGCCAAUCCAGAGAUAUCAUCAAAGGCCCACGUCCUUCUCCAUUGAUGAUCAACAGAACCUCUCAUUCCAUCAGAAAACCUUCCUCAUCAUCCUUCACACAGAUGACGGCGGCGGCCGCCAUGAACAAUCCCAAAGCCCAUCACGGUCAUCUUCAUCAUCAUCAACAACAACAACAACAGAUAAGGAAGCCUGUCAUCAUCUACACCCACUCGCCCAAGACCAUCCACACCAAGCCUGAAGAUUUCAUGGCUCUCGUUCAGAAGCUCACCGGCAAGCCCCGUCGUAAAGACAAGAAAGAGGCUACAGUUUCCGGCGCCGGCACCGAGAAUAUAGAGUCGUCUUUGUCCGAUGAAUCCAUCAUUAGCAGUAUUAAACAAGAGAAGAUUGGUUCUUGUGAUGUUAAUAACGAGAUUACGAGUUCACCAUCAUCGGCGCCAAAUCGAUGCACUACUGGAGCUGCGGAUCUGAAUUAUGCAGAUAUACCUCUUUUUACGCCCAAUUCAUCAGAUUUCUGGAUCAGUCCUUACAAUAGAUCGGUGUUUAACAAGCAGUCUUCUGCAGAUUCACCCUUCAGUAUGCUAGGUAGUUUGAUUUCGCCUUCUGGGUUGGAAUUCAUCAAAGAGCUUCCAGAAUAUUGA
Messenger RNA from Neltuma alba, 681 nucleotides. Its product is annotated as VQ motif-containing protein 8, chloroplastic-like. The transcript has a single exon. Lineage: Eukaryota; Viridiplantae; Streptophyta; Magnoliopsida; Fabales; Fabaceae. The record is from RefSeq and is a predicted model, not a curated record. Gene Ontology annotation, cellular component: nucleus. The coding region runs from base 1 to 681 and encodes 226 amino acids.